Molecule: messenger RNA, 2151 nt
Organism: Helicoverpa zea (corn earworm)
Lineage: Eukaryota; Metazoa; Arthropoda; Insecta; Lepidoptera; Noctuidae
Exons: 1
Coding region: 1-2151 (716 amino acids)
Biological process (GO): proteolysis
Molecular function (GO): aspartic-type endopeptidase activity
Source: RefSeq, a predicted model, not a curated record
AUGGUACUAACAAGAUCUCGCACGAAUAGUCCCGGCCAGCGUUCUGACCCGGCGCCUGCUGGCGCUGACGCUGCUCAGAGUGGCCAUGUGACGCCACCUGCGACUCAACAGCCUGUGUCACCCUCGGUGCAUGAGGCACCCACACAGCUGUUCUCGCCAUCGUCUACUUCUACAAUCACCAUGACGGACUUUCAUCUACAACAGUUAAUAGCUGCGCUGCGUGUACCGACCCCGCCCUCUGCUGCAAACGCUAUGGGAGUUCACAACAGUAAUGCUAACUUCGCAAAAUGUACUUCUCGUUUCGACGGAGCUCAGAACUCCGACGUUGUUGCGUUCAUUGACGCAAUUGAAAUCUAUAAAGAAUGUGUCUCCAUCGAGGACAGUAUUGCGUUGCGUGGCCUUCCCAUGCUACUCACCGGGUUGGCUGGCACAUGGUGGCAGGGCGUCAAGCAUUCUGUCGCGACCUGGACAGAAGCAGUUAAUAUCUUACGUCAGACAUUUGGUCCCCGUCUUCCGCCUCAUAGAAUUUAUAGAGAAUUGUUCCGAGUGGAACAAAUGAGUGAGAAGACAGACGUAUUCGUCUGCAAAGCAAGAGCCCUGAUAGCUCAGCUGCCAGCUAAUACGCUUCCAGAGAACCCUGUCCAAUUGGACAUGGUCUAUGGCCUACUGCAUCGGCGAAUAAGAGAGAAGGUCUCCAGGCAAUCUUUCUCCUCUUUUUCGGAAUUACUAGAAAAAGCGCGCGCAGUAGAGGAUCUCCUAGAGGAGGGCCAUAAGACCACCACUCAAGGGCGACCCGUGGUAAAACCUGCUCCAACUGUACCCAAGUCAGUUGAGACUGCUCGCUCACCUCCGAUGUCGUCUUCAACACCUACAAGUUCGAGUUCCUCAGACAACACAACUACGAAGCAUAGACCUCGUUGUGGGUACUGUAAAAAGUUUGGCCACGACAAAGAGUCGUGUAAGAAAAUUCAGAUGAAGAACUCAACCCCACCAGGGCCUAGAGUAGAGACUGGACCUAAGCAGGCAGCGCCUGUUGUAUGUUUUGGCUGUGGGGCUCCGGGCGUCAUCAGGUCGAACUGUGGGACCUGCAAGAGAGGAGACGAUUCGUCGACGACAACACCGUUCCAGUCGAUUGCUGCGAUGGGCACGGCGCCGACAGAUGCGCGUGCGCGGCCCGUUGUUGCAGUGAACAUUUGUGGAAGUAGUGGUCGUGUAUUAGUCGAUACUGGUGCAAAACUGUCAAUAGCCAGUGAAAGCUUAACAAACGUUUUGUCUAAAAAUAAUGUAAAGUUAGUUAAGGCCUUCUUAGAAAUUAAGUUAGCGGACGGCUCUGUUUCUGCGAGACACGUAGACACAGUUUCUGUAGACGUAGAGCUGCAAGGAGUCGUCAUUCGUACACUUUUCGUAGUCUUACCUGGUGCCACUCAUUCUCUUCUUGGGAUGAAUUUUAUUAGAGAUGCUGGCAUGGUGCUGGAUUUUAACCGUAAUAGGUUUUCCAUAGAUGCAAUUAAUCGUAAUAAGUACUUCCCGCUUGACUUUGAGAAUGAGAUUUCGCCUAUAAUGUGUUCCUCGGUAUCCCUCCGUGAGAAUGAGGGCAGUAUGUUGUCUCCGCAAGAAAGAGAAGAUCUUACGUCGCUGCUGAGAGUGAACACAGAUAUCUUCGCACCAGGGGGAGCACCGACAGCAAUGGCAUUACACCAUAUCGACACGGGGGACAGUGCGCCAAUUGCAGUCCCUCCAUACAGGCUCAACCCACAGAAAAAGGAAAUUGUUCGUACAGAGCUUGAUAAAAUGCUAGAAGAAGAAAUAAUUGAAGAGGCAGAAUCCGAGUGGGCUUCGCCGGUCGUGUUGGUUCCAAAGAAAAAUGGAGAAACACGCUUCUGCGUAGACUAUCGUCGCUUGAACGCAGUGACUCGGACUGAUAAAUAUCCUCUGCCUGCAAUCGACGAUAUCUUGUCGUCAACUAAAGCUAACUGCGUGAUGUCCACGAUUGAUUUAAAAGCAGGAUACUGGCAAGUCGAAGUAGCUCCAGAAGAUCGCCACAAGACCGCUUUUACGACGCCAUUCGGAAUGUUCCAAUUCCGCCGAAUGCCUUUUGGGCUCAAAAAUUCUCCGGCGACAUUCCAGCGCCUAAUAAUAAAUAAUAAAUAA